Ectocarpus sp. CCAP 1310/34 is the source of this 3614-nucleotide messenger RNA. The record is from the annotation of a GenBank genome assembly. NCBI's taxonomy places the organism in Eukaryota, Phaeophyceae, Ectocarpales, Ectocarpaceae.
AUGGUGGAAAGUGGGCUGAUUCCUAGCCAGCUGUGCCGAUUGCUUGACAUCCUAGAUCGUGCAGAGGGAGGGAUUCUCAGUCUCGAGGAUAACCCAUGGGCUGAGCCCCUAGAGUCCAUCGUGACCAAAGGCCCAAAGAGUAUCAGAGGAUAUUUCGAAGUUCUGUAUGCCGAACCCUGCCGGCUCCAGCGCAGCAGCGUCAACGUCAUUCUUGUGGGGCAGGAAGGUGCAGGGAAUACAAGUCUGUGCCAGAGCAUGAAGGCCAAUGAAGCAACUUCUACGGGCGACUGGAAGGAGGAGAGCACAGUUUUCGCUGACGUGGAGCCCAUGGAACUCGAAGGUUCAUCCGUUCGACUGUACGAUUGCGCUGGACAGGCCGCCUACACCGGGUUGCUGCAAAUGUUCAUGACGCCACGGUCGGUCUGCGUGUUAAUGUGCAACGUGGAGGCUUUCGGGCAGCGGCGAGGUCGCGACACUGGUGGUCAGAUAUCGGAAAACUGUCGCAAGCUGGAAGAACUGCAAGUGUGCGAGUGGCUACGAUUGGUCUCUCGACGCGUUCCCGACAACGACGCCAUCUUGGUGGCCACGAAGUGUGAUCUGGUUUGCGGAAACGCCCCGGAGCCCGUUCGUUUGGAGCACGGUGUUGGCCUCACGAGCUGCCGGCCAACAGGAGUUCGUGAGCACGGCGAGAGGCGUGCCGCAAACCACACGCUGGAGGGCGGCUGGGUGUGCGACUGGCGAGGCCAUGUUGACGAUGCCUCCGCGCCCAGUUUGCUCCACCGGCUGGUCAACAAACCCGCCGGGGGUGGUCUUCGAGGAACGCAGUUGGUGCUUCCUCGCAGCUGGGACAUUGCCCUCACAGUUCUUGAAGCUCUGGAGAUUGGACGAACGUGGGGUGGGGCGGAUGAAGACAUCAUUGCCAAGUGGCUGGAGACAGUUGAUGAGCUUGCGAGAAGAGAGAUCACGGUCACUAGCGCCAAGAACAGGGAGUUCGAUGGAUCCCUCGUUCGCCGCGAGACAUCUGUCUUUCUGGACGUCGUUUGGCUGGUCAGAAUCCUCAAGCCCUUGCUCAAUCGCAAGGACGAAGAGACCUUCGACGGGCUUGUGAAUCGUGGGGACACAGGCAACACACGUGUCACCCUCGAGGAUCCGUUAGACAUCGAUUCGUGGGGCAGGCUCAAAAACGAGGGAGUGCUAGAACCCAGAUUGGCGUGUGCAUUGUGGCCUGACGGCCUGUCCGAGCACGUUCUCCCCACCCUUGCAUCAUCGGGUCUCACGUUCCCGCUCGAAAACGAUCCUGCUGAGGGCCUGGUAGUCCUGCUAAGGCAAAAAUCAGACUGCCCCGAGAGUGUGGGCAAAGUGAUCAACACAUUCUUCUUGGAACACAUCCCGGCAUUCAGCGCAAGUUGGAAGACCUUCCUUGGUGUACCGCCUGGUACAAUAGAGAAGAUGUUUACGCGGUGCUGCAAUCUCGGUGGCGGCUGGCACGACAUGUUUGCCGUGGCCUUGGAGUACUCAUUCGCCAGCAACGAACCUACUGCCAAUAUUUUCGGCGACAUCAGCACUCCAAGUCCGUGGAUGGCACUUUCGUAUGUCAUGUCUGCUGUGAGUUUGAUGAUGCGGGAUUUCCCAGGUCUACGCUCGAGAGGCUCUCUGAAGUGCCCUCAGCAUGGCGACGCGAUGCUCUUGGCGACCAAGGUGACUCGCCCUGGAGACAAGUUCCUGGAAGGCAGUGGAUGCCCACAAUGCAGCGCCGACACCAGAGGACUCGAGGCUGCAGCUAUCGAUCUCGUGCGGAUGUUCGACAUCCGAUUUGACCGAGGCGUACAGCACAGCUUCAAGGAGGAGGACUUGUUGAUUCAAAAGAUUGAUGGCGUGGCGAUAGCUGUACAGGGAGGGUUCAACGAGAUGGAGGGAGAAGUUGACGGCAUUAUGGGCCGGCUGGACAAUGUGCUCGAGAACACCCAGGAAAGCCUUAUGCGCCUCAAGAACUUGCAGGCCCCGAACUACCUAUACCCUCGCCUUGCGGCGGUAGAGGAAGUUGCAUCUGGUAGCACGCCGUCGAGAGCGCAUGGGAUGAAGAGGGUGCUGAGCAAGCUUCGUGGCGUAGAGAAGAAGGAGAUGAUGCUGCACUUCUUGGGCCCGGUCGACAUGACUAAGGUGCCGUGCGGCUACGGUGGCGAAGGCUAUUGGUUUUGGGAGACGCGUGGAUGGGUCAAGAAAAUAUCGACUGUGCUGCAGGACUUAUUUCUACUGUCACUUACAUCGUAAAAAUAUCUCCUCUUCAACUUGAAAUAAAACCAAUGACAAUCCUCCUGGUAUUUAUUUAUUUAUUUAUUUUUGCCUUCCGACAAUUGCAGAUGUACCUCAGAAAACUUUCACUUAAUGUCUCAUACUCUACAUGAAUAUUAAACCAAUACGAAGUACAACAACAUAUGUAGGACUUAUUUCUACUGUCAUUUACAUCGUAAAAGUAUCUCCUCUUCAACUUACCAAUGACAAUCCUGAUGGUAUCCUAUAUGCGUUCGUAAGCUUGCAAAAAUACUACUGCGUUGAUGUCCGCUUGUAAAAGCUGAAAUCCAACAAAUGCUUUGAUCCAUGCUACAUCUCCGUGUUGGAAAAGCCCUUUCAUCUCCGUUCAUGAUAACAUCUUACCCUAUUCUACGCAAAUCUGUCACAUCUACUCUCAAACAAGACGCCAACUUCAAACGAAAACGCGUUCUACGAUGCGUCUACACUCCAUCCCCAUAUCAUUGGCGCUGACUGGUUCGAGGUCGAUCUUGUUCGCCUGUUUUCGGCGUCUUGACGCCCGCGCAAUGCGAGCUUGUACCUCUGCACUCGCCGAGAUAUGGCCACCUGUGUAGCCACCGAAACGAUCUGAAGAAGUCGUUCCUUGAAGACUCCUUUCAGAGCCAUCGUUCCUCCGUCCCUUCCUCCCACGGCAUGUAUUGCUAAAAACGUGAACAAUGAUACUGUGGUGGAUUUCUGUGCCGUCCGUUCUUGUGUUUGUUCUCUCCCAAGGUGGCCGUGGUGACCGCGAAGGUGGCGCUGAACGCAACGGCAGGACUGAACGUGAACAUCUCGGAAUUCCUGAAAUAUGCGUGCGACAGCUCUAACCUAACCACUUCGGUGGAAAGCGGAUUUCUGUUGGAAACGGUGUCGGGAGUGCUGAGGGGGGAGGGCUUGGCCCUUGUGGCUGAAGGUGGCGAGGAAGUAGGAACAGGGGGUGGCAGUGUCGGGGGUCUGGGGGAACAUGGGCUUGAAUGGGGGUUGCCUCAGAAAGAGCAAGACGGCGGAUGUUUCUCUCUUGGUGUGACCGGUGGCAGUAUCGAUCAGCAAUGCCGCACAGACUUUUGCGCGCCGAAAUAUGCGUGCGACAGCUUUAACCUAACCACUUCGGUGGAAAGCGGAUUUCUGUUCAAUACGGUGUCAGGGGUACCAGGGAAGACGGGGCCGAGUUUUGUUUGAUUUCGGGUGGAUGAGGUUGGGGUUUUGUUCGUUUUUCUCCAUCUAAGGUUCGUGCCUAGAGUUCAGCUGUAGUGUUUCGACCAAAGUCUUGUUGACUUAGACGCAAAGAUUCCUAGCUAUUGGGCAUCGAGUUAAUUUGGCUUGGC